Molecule: messenger RNA, 1710 nt
Organism: Phacochoerus africanus (Common warthog)
Lineage: Eukaryota; Metazoa; Chordata; Mammalia; Artiodactyla; Suidae
Product: C-reactive protein
Exons: 2
Coding region: 90-758 (222 amino acids)
Biological process (GO): innate immune response
Molecular function (GO): low-density lipoprotein particle binding; complement component C1q complex binding
Source: RefSeq, a predicted model, not a curated record
AGACAUCCGAGCCUGGGAUAACUCAGCUACUGCUGCUCUUUCCAGGAGGAUAACCCAGAUUCUGGGAACGGUGACCACAGGGAGGGAACAUGGAGAAGCUGUCACUGUGUCUCCUGGUCAUCAUUAGCCUCUCUAAUGCUUUUGCCCAGACAGAUAUGGUCGGAAAGGCCUUUGUCUUCCCCAAAGAGUCGGAGAACUCCUUUGUGAGUCUGACUGCAAGGCUCACUAAACCACUCACGGCCUUUACUGUGUGCCUGCGUGUCUAUACCGACCUGAACCGUGACUAUAGCCUCUUCUCUUACGCCACAAAGACCCAGUAUAACGAGAUCCUCCUCUUCAGAGGAAAGACUGCUGUGUACAGUAUAUCCGUGGGUGGUGCCGAUGUCGUUUUCAAGCCUCAUCAGAGUUCCGAACCCAUGCACUUCUGUAUGACGUGGGAGUCCACCUCAGGGAUUACAGAGCUCUGGGUGGACGGGAAGCCCAUGGUGAGGAGAAGUCUGAAGAGGGGCUACUCUCUGGGGACACAGGCAAGCAUCAUCCUGGGGCAGGAGCAAGAUGCAUUUGCUGGGGGCUUUGAGAAGAACCAGUGUUUGGUGGGGGACAUUGGAGAUGUGAACAUGUGGGACUAUGUGUUGUCACCGGAGGAGAUUAGCACCAUCUAUGCUGGUGGGACCUUCAGUCCUAAUGUCCUUAACUGGCGGGCGCUGAGGUAUGAAAUGAGUGGCGAGGUGUAUGUCAAGCCCCAGCUGUGGCCCUGAGGCCUUUUUGUGAAUCCCAAAGGUGCCUCCUGGGGUUACACCUUAUGUUCCCCUUGUCUCUGGCUCUGAUGUUUUACAGUCCAAUACACUGGGCUCUUGUUUUUGCCUUCUCCGUUCUCCGCUCUUUUUCCAUCAGCACAAGGGGCUGUGCCAAGCAGAGGAUCUUAUACAGGGCUGCACAUUAGAGCUAGCAGGCCACAUCCCAGGCCAAUUAAAUCUGAUGGGGGGUGGGGGGACACUCAAGCAUCAAUGGGUUUUUGAUACUGUCGUUGUUGUUUUGCUUGUUUGUUUUGGCUGCACCUGCAGCAUGUGGAAGUUCUCAGGCCAAGGAUCCAACCCACCCCACAGCAGUGACAAGGCCGGAUCCCCUGCCUGCUGCAACACAAGAGAACUCCUCAUCCAUGUGUUUUUUAAACCUCUCCAAGUGAUUCCAAUUCCUUCAGCUGAGGUUGCGAGCCGAUGCAUUUCAAUGCAUGUUUAAAAGCAAGUGAGGGAGUUCCAUUGGGGCUCAGAGGAAACAAAUCUGUCUAGGAACCAUGAGGGUGCGGGCUUGAUCCCUGGCCUUGCUCAGUGGGUUGAGGAUCUGGCAUUGCCGUGAGCUGUGGUGUAGGUCACAGAGGCAGCUCAGAUCUGGCAUUGCUGUGGCUGUGGUGUAGGCCAGCAGCUGUAGCUCCGAUUUGACCCCUAGCCUGGGAAUGUCCAUAUGCGGCAAGUGCAGCCCUCAAAGACAAAAGAGCCAGUUCUUUUUCUCCUAGACAACUGCCUAGUCCUGCCAACAUUUUUAUUUCCAUUUAUAGGCACAUCCACCCCAUUUAUUGUGUUUUAUUGAAUUACCUAAAGAAUGAAGAAAUAGAAUUUUUCCAGCAUUCUCCCCCACCAUCAAGAUGUGGUCAUUACAUAUUAGAAUUAUCUUUAAUUCUUUCAUUUUGAAUAUCCAAAAAUCUAAAAGAAA